Messenger RNA from Eucalyptus grandis, 1156 nucleotides. Its product is annotated as zingipain-2-like. The transcript has 3 exons. The record is from RefSeq and is a predicted model, not a curated record. The coding region runs from base 1 to 906 and encodes 301 amino acids. NCBI's taxonomy places the organism in Eukaryota, Viridiplantae, Streptophyta, Magnoliopsida, Myrtales, Myrtaceae. Gene Ontology annotation, cellular component: lysosome. Gene Ontology annotation, molecular function: cysteine-type endopeptidase activity.
AUGCAGCCGGUGUCAGUAGCACUCGACUCGAGCGGGGCCGCGUUCCAGAAUUAUGCAGGCGGUGUCUUUACUGGCCCAUGCGGGAUCGAUCUGAACCAUGCGGUGACGGUUGUCGGGUACGGGACGGACAUGGAUGGGAUGAAGUACUGGUUGAUGAGGAACUCUUGGGAUGUCUCCUGGGGCGAGAGCGGGUACAUGAGAAUUCAGAGGGAUUCUGGGGUCGAAGGUGGCCUUUGUGGAAUUGCCUCCAAACAUCCCGAGAGCGUCGAUUGGGUAAAACAAGGUGCUGUCAACCCUAUAAAGAACCAAGGCCAAUGUGGAUCUUGCUGGUCGUUCUCCGUGGUGGCGGCGGUCGAAGCAAUCACACAGAUCACCACUGGCGUGCUACCAAACCUGUCCGAGCAGCAACUCAUAGACUGCGCCACUGACGGGAACCAGGGCUGUCAAGGCGGCUGGAUGGACAAUGGCUUCGAGUACAUCAUCAACAACAAUGGCAUCAGCUCCGAGACGAACUACCCGUACGUUGGGGUCGACAGUACCUGCGAUGUGCAGGCCUCAUCUGUUGCCGAGGCCAAAAUAUCAGAAUACAGGGACGUCCCCCCGAACGAGGACGACAUGCUGAAGGCCGUGGCAAUGCAGCCGGUGUCGGUAGCACUCGACUCGAGUGGGGCCGCGUUCCAGAAUUAUGCAGGCGGUGUCUUUACUGGCCCAUGCGGGACCGAUCUGGACCAUGCGGUGACGGUCGUCGGGUACGGGACGGAUACGGAUGGGAUGAAGUACUGGUUGAUAAGGAACUCUUGGGAUGUCUCCUGGGGGGAGAGCGGGUACAUGAGAAUUCAGAGGGAUUCUGGGGUCGAAGGUGGCCUUUGUGGAAUUGCCUCCAAAGUUUCUUAUCCCGUCGCAUAAGUAUUCGUCUGAGAGAUUACGGCUUCGAGUUCAUGUGGUUCAUGUGCGUUAGUAGGGCAAAAUCGGUCGAUAUGAACUGAGCUUAGUAUAAGUCGAAAUAUCUCGGGUUAAUUACUAUAGUUAAUCUCGUCUAUUUACUGUUUAAAUUUCAGUUGGAUCCCCCGCGACCUUUGCCGGGUUUCUUAUACUAAAGUUUCUUGUGCGUGUUUAUGAUAAUGAGAAUGAAGAGGAUUUGAAGACGGUCCUUGAA